AUCAAACUUCUAUUACAUGUAGCUAAUGCUGCUUUAAUGUCAUGUUUCGUAUCAUGUUAAAACGAAACUAGGUUUUUAAAAAAAUAAUUGAUAACUUUUUAACACAAAUUGUUCACAACCACCAAUAUUAAUUUAUGAUUAAGGAUAACAUAAACGACUAAAAAUUAUGUUUGUGAUGGAAAAUGACGUUGAAUCAAGUUUUGAAAUUGAUGUACAGCAGGAUGAAAAGGAAAAUAGACGCCGUGUGACUUCCUUGCAUGGCGAAGUGCCGGAACGAAUGCCUCCGGCCAUCCAUAUUGGUCAUCGGAGAGAUUAUGGUACAGCUACAGGUGACGUCGUUUCCGGAUACAUAACUAGUAGUGAUAUCGACUUCCAUCCUCCUUCAAACAUCUCAGAUAUAGCAUCGGAGGCCCUGCUCGAGACAUCCUCUGCACGUAUGUUUCAAAAUCGAUUAGUUUAUUCCUUGAAGAUUACCAUUGUUAAAAUAUCAUGGUUCUUAUUCAUUCUUUCUGGUGGAUUUUUCGAAAUAACAAAAGGGACAUUACCAGAUAUCGGGUUUUGUCAUUUACGAACUCUAAUUUCACAGGAACUUUUGUUUUAG
This is a messenger RNA of Mya arenaria, 601 nucleotides long. RefSeq lists its product as uncharacterized. Lineage: Eukaryota; Metazoa; Mollusca; Bivalvia; Myida; Myidae. The record is from RefSeq and is a predicted model, not a curated record. The transcript is spliced from 3 exons. Bases 167 to 601 code for a protein of 144 amino acids.